AUGGCACGAGGUCCAACAGUAGCAGCGGGUGUCUGGAAGAAAGACAGUGUCAAGGUACGCUGGGUAUCCGUCGUCACAACGUGUAGCUGGCCACGCCCGUCGGGUUCACGCGCUGACUGGCUGACUGAGGUGACGACCCAUCGACCCCUACUCGCUUACUACUACCCAGGAUGUCGCAGAGUCGAUAGGAAUUGCAAAUUUGCCGGACGAGGUAGCUUCGGCACUAGCAGGAGACGUCGAGUACCGGCUCUGGGAGAUGAUCGAGGUCAGCGUCGAUCGCUCGCGCACUUCAGCACUCGGCGCGAGUCCACAUCAGCUCACCGACCUCACCCACACACCAUGCCGUACAGGAAUCCAUCAAGUUUAUGCGCCAUUCGCGUCGCACACGGCUCAAGGUCGAGGACGUCGAUAACGCGCUGCGCGUUCGCAACAUCGAGCCGUUGUGGGGUUUCGCCUCGUCGUCGAACCUGCCCUUCAAAAAGACCGUCACCUCCACCGGCGUCGUCUACCACGUCGAGGACGAGGAAAUUGACCUCAGCAAAGCCGUCAAGGUCGACCUGCCUGCCGUGCCCCGGGAGGUCAGCUUCACGGGUGAGUUUAGGCUCGGGUGUCUCCAGGGUCGGUGACGUAGGCAAUGGGAUUCUAAAUCAAGUCUCUCCACAUAGCACAUUGGCUGGCGAUCGAAGGUGUCCAGCCCUUGAUCAAAGAGAAUCCAACACCAGCAGGUGCGCUCGUCCUUGGCUCUUCGGACCUCUCCGACUCUCGGACUUCACACUGAUCCUUGACUCUGACCUGCAGAACUGGCGAAAUAUGCCCCCAAGACCUCGCUCGGUACGAAUGCGCUGGGUUCUGGAUCGACCUCGACCGACUCGGCCGCGCAGGGUGGAGCGAUCGUCACGCCUUUGGUCAAGCACGUGCUGUCCCGCGAGCUGCAGCUAUACUUUACCCGUCUCACGGAUGCACUCGCGACGACCGGUUCGGGAGCGGGCUCAGAGAUGCGUGAAGCCGCUUUGGGCAGUGUACGCAGUGACCCGGGUCUGCAUCAAUUGGUGCCGUACCUCAUUCAAUGGGGUGGAGAGAGGGUAAGUAGCAACCCGCAGGCCGUCGGCUGACGCAACGUAUCGUCCGGAAUGCUGACGGGUGAGAUGCCCUCUAUCUCGAUGGCACAGAUUGCUACGCACCUCAACGACCUUACGGCACUCGAACGAGCAUUGGAUCUGUUCCAUGCGAUGCUCGAGAACCCUACUCUUUUCAUCGAGCCUUACGUACGUUUCGCGCGCUCGAUUCUACCUCGAUCGAGACGCCAUUCCACUGACUCGAAUCCGCUUGCUCCGACAUUAGCUUCAUCAAUUGACGCCUCCCGUGCUCACUUGUCUGCUCACUUCAUCCUUGCCUCAAGCCGGUCCCAACUCUUACCCCAUCCCGCUGACAAUCCGGACGUCGGCGGCUUCGUUGCUUCACCUCAUUCUCUCUCGCCAUUCGGAUUCGUACCCGUCCUUGCGGCCCCGCAUUACGCGCACGCUGCUGCGCGGUCUCGCCGGUCAAGGUCGAGGCUUGGGGGCUCGAUGGGGUGCCGCUCGAGGCUUGGCGGCGAUCGGUUCGAACGGGGCCACGGGUGUGAGGGAAUGGUUGGGCGGUGGCCUUAAAAGCCUGGGCGAGACGUUGGAAGCGGAGGAAGAGAGUGAGGCGGGAGAGAGAGAGCAAGUCGUCCGGGAGGUGUUUGUGAGUCAUUCACCAAGGCGGAACUUCACCGUCACCGCUGUGAACGACCAAGGCUGAUGCAAACCAUUACCUGCUCUCAAACAGAACGCUCUCAAGGCCUCACUUCUGCCGAGUGACCUGGUCUCCGCCGCGGACGGCGAAACGGAAGUGGCUUCGUUGGAGCAGCUCGAAGAGAGGUACGGGCGACUGUUCGGGAAGUGUGUGCUGGAACGAUGGGACCAGGGUGGCAAGGACGUGUGGAAGUCUGUGUCCGGAGGUCCAAAGGCCGAAGCGAAAGGAGAUGCGAUGGAGGAGUGA
Messenger RNA from Microbotryum saponariae, 2019 nucleotides. Lineage: Eukaryota; Fungi; Basidiomycota; Microbotryomycetes; Microbotryales; Microbotryaceae. The record is from the annotation of a GenBank genome assembly.